Andrographis paniculata is the source of this 447-nucleotide messenger RNA. RefSeq lists its product as uncharacterized. The transcript has a single exon. The coding region runs from base 1 to 447 and encodes 148 amino acids. The record is from RefSeq and is a predicted model, not a curated record. Lineage: Eukaryota; Viridiplantae; Streptophyta; Magnoliopsida; Lamiales; Acanthaceae.
AUGGUUGUGGAAUUGUACAUGGGGCAUCAUCCGCCAAGCCCAGGACCAACAGUUUGGGCCGCGAAUGAAGCAGAGGGUGCGGCCACAAACCCAGGAAAUCCCCCAUAUCCCCCAGGGGCAAAUCUAGAAAACAAAGGGCUGUCCAUAAAGGGAACUGGCCCAAGUGAAGGAGCAACUACGUUGUUUGCGGGUUCCGGCGACUCCUCCGGCGACUCCUCCGGUGACGGCUCCGGCAACAUCUCCGGUGGAGAUUCCGGCGACUCCUCCGGCGACAUCUCCGGUUGCGGCUCCAGCGACUUUUCUGACGGCGGUUCCGGCAACUUCUCCGGCGGCGGUUCCGGCGACUUUUCGGGCGGGGGUUCCGGUGACAGCUCCGGCGGAGGUUCCGGAGACUUCUCCGGCGGAGGUUUCGGCGGUGGCUCCGGCGACGACUUCGGCAGGGGUUGA